Messenger RNA from Merops nubicus (carmine bee-eater), 1449 nucleotides. It is a transcript of the gene STK4, whose product is annotated as serine/threonine kinase 4. Gene Ontology annotation, molecular function: protein serine/threonine kinase activity; ATP binding. NCBI's taxonomy places the organism in Eukaryota, Metazoa, Chordata, Aves, Coraciiformes, Meropidae. Bases 1 to 1449 code for a protein of 482 amino acids. Gene Ontology annotation, cellular component: cytoplasm. The transcript is spliced from 11 exons. The record is from RefSeq and is a predicted model, not a curated record. Gene Ontology annotation, biological process: protein phosphorylation; regulation of MAPK cascade; intracellular signal transduction.
AUGGUGACUCCACCACGUUCCAGGCUGAAGAAGUUAGAUGAAGACAGUUUAACCAAACAACCUGAAGAAGUGUUUGACGUGUUGGAGAAGCUUGGAGAAGGUUCCUAUGGCAGUGUGUUCAAAGCCAUUCAUAAAGAAACGGGUCAAGUUGUUGCAAUCAAACAAGUUCCUGUGGAAUCUGAUCUGCAAGAGAUUAUAAAGGAAAUCUCCAUAAUGCAGCAAUGUGACAGUCCUCACGUGGUGAAAUACUACGGGAGCUACUUUAAGAACACAGACCUGUGGAUAGUCAUGGAGUACUGCGGCGCCGGCUCUGUGUCCGAUAUCAUCCGGCUGCGCAACAAAACACUCACAGAGGAAGAAAUUGCUACAAUAGUGAAAUCAACGCUGAAAGGACUAGAGUACCUGCAUUUUAUGAGGAAAAUACACAGGGACAUCAAAGCUGGAAAUAUAUUGCUGAAUACAGAGGGGCAUGCUAAACUGGCAGAUUUUGGAGUGGCUGGACAACUUACAGACACUAUGGCAAAGCGGAACACAGUUAUAGGGACCCCAUUUUGGAUGGCCCCAGAAGUGAUUCAAGAGAUUGGGUAUAAUUGUGUUGCAGACAUCUGGUCUCUGGGAAUCACUGCCAUAGAAAUGGCUGAAGGCAAACCACCGUAUGCUGAUAUCCAUCCUAUGAGGGCAAUUUUCAUGAUUCCUACCAAUCCACCUCCAACGUUCCGAAAACCAGACCUCUGGUCAGACAGUUUCACAGACUUUGUAGAACAGUGUCUUGUGAAGAGCCCGGAGCAGCGUGCCACAGCAACACAGCUUCUGCAGCAUCCAUUUGUUAAAAGUGCCAAAGGAGUGUCAGUCCUGCGAGACUUGAUUAACGAAGCAAUGGAGAUCAAGCUGAAACGUCAGGAGGCUCAACAGUCUGAACUGGAUCAAGAAGAUGAAGAAAAUUCAGAAGAAGAUGAAACUGAUUCAGGUACCAUGGUGAGGGCGAGUGGAGAUGAAACUGGUACCAUAAGAGCUGUCAACACAAUGACUGAUGGAGCCAACACAAUGAUAGAACAUGAUGGCACCUUGGAGUCCCAGUUGGGUACAAUGGUCAUAAACACAGAAGAAGAAGAGGAGGAGGGCACCAUGAAAAGGAGGGAUGAAACGAUGCAGCCAGCCAAACCAUCAUUCCUGGAAUAUUUUGAGCAGAAGGAGAAGGAGAAUCAAAUCAAUAGCUUUGGGAAGAAUGUGUCUGGCCAGACAAAAAAUUCAUCUGAUUGGAAAGUACCACAGGAUGGAGACUACGGAUUUCUGAAGACUUGGAGUGUGGAUGAACUUCAGAGGAGGCUCUCAGCCCUGGACCCCAUGAUGGAGCAGGAGAUUGAAGAAAUCCGCCAGAAGUACCAGUCGAAGCGACAGCCAAUCCUCGACGCCAUCGAAGCCAAGAAGCGACGGCAGCAGAACUUCUGA